This is a messenger RNA of Poecile atricapillus (Black-capped chickadee), 1530 nucleotides long. It is a transcript of the gene ANKRD33B, whose product is annotated as ankyrin repeat domain 33B. The record is from RefSeq and is a predicted model, not a curated record. Gene Ontology annotation, molecular function: protein binding. Bases 1 to 1530 code for a protein of 509 amino acids. NCBI's taxonomy places the organism in Eukaryota, Metazoa, Chordata, Aves, Passeriformes, Paridae. The transcript has 4 exons.
AUGGUGCUGCUGUCAGGGCACGGCGAGCAGCUGGCCGGGGAGCGGGUCUGCCCGCCCGCCGCCGCUAAGGAGAUGCCCGGCGCCGAGGAGGAGAGCAGCCCUGAGCAGGGGGCGGCGGAGGCUGCCGCCGAGGAGCCGGACGAAGUAGAGGAGGAAGAGGAUUGCGAGGAGUACGAGGACUUCUCCGAGCUGCCCGACACCUGCAGCAUCGCCUCAGACGACUCCUUCUACCCUCCUGGCGGGCUGGACGACGAGGACCUCUGGUCCCUGGAGGGAGACGAGCGCGACAGCCCCGAGGCGCUCAGCCUCUUCCGAGCGUGCUGCACCAACAACAGCAUCGUGCUGAAGGCGCUCAUCCGCCAAGGCCCCCAGGAGGAGGAGGUGCAGGAGGCCGACCGCAACCGCAGGAAUGGUCUUAUCAUUGCCUGUUACCAAGGUUAUGUGGAUAUUGUAAUAGCCUUAGCACAAUGCCCUCACCUUGAUGUGAACUGGCAGGACAACGAAGGGAACACAGCUCUAAUUACAGCUGCACAGGCAGGGCACAUAACCAUUACAAACUAUUUGUUGAACUAUUUUCCUGGGCUUGAUAUUGAGAAGAGGAAUGCAUUUGGAUUCACAGCACUGAUGAAAUCUGCAAUGCAGGGUCGAACAGAAUGUGUGAAAGCCUUGAUGAUGGCAGGGGCAAAUGUUCAUGCAACUGACCCAAGCCGUGGACUGACUUCAUGGGAAUGGGCUUGUUUCACAGGAAGAUCAGAAUCUGCCUUCAUCAUGCAGAAGCUGAUGGACAGGCCAUGCCCAGAACAGUUUUCUGAUCAAUAUAAACCAGAAUGGCCAAAAAUGAAGGAACUUCUUGCCAAGGCUGCAGAGACAAAAAGCUGUUUGCAGAAGAUUUCUGAGUGCGUAAGAGCAGCUGUCUCAUUCCGGUCUUUCUAUGGCCCAGAAGAGGAUGGGGUCCUUGAUCACAUGGUGAAGGUGACAACAAGCUUGGGAAGUCCCUUCAUCACUCUGGCAUGCCGGACUGUGUGCCCAGGCAGCCCACCUUGUGUGGGGAAACGCAGACUGGCUGUGCAGGAAAUCCUUAGGAAGCAGAGAGCAGAGGAGAUCCGAUCCCAAGGCAAAGAUCACGUUAACAACUAUGAGAAGCUCUUUGAGAACUCCAAAGUCACAGUGAUCUCCAAGAAGAAGGAGCGUCGAGCUAGCCUGCAGCCCAUCAGCAUUGCAAUGUCCCAAGUAAGCACAGUAGCUACGAGGAAAGCAAGCCUCCUGCCACUCCACCUACUUCGACGGAGCAGUGUCCGGCCGGGAUUUGUCAUCCCCAAAGUCCGUGUAAGCAAGGCACCUCCACCUACCUUCCAGCCAGAAAAGGCAAGAAGGAGGAGCAGUGCAAAGGACGACCCCUAUCUGCAGAUUCCCAAAUGGAGAUACAAGGAGUUAAAAGAGGAGCGGAGAAAGGCAGAAGAACUGGAGAAGAAUAGAGCAGCAGAGGCUCAAAAGCCAAGGCAGGUGUCUCCUUCCCAGAGCAGGACAUGA